AUGGAGAUUAGAACAAGACAAGGGCUACUCAAUGCAAUGGCUGGAAAAGUGGGGAAAAGAAUGGAUGCUCUUUUGAUUCCUCUCGAGUUAUUAUCCUGUGUUUCUCGAACUGAAUUUUCUGACAAAAAAGCUUACAUAAGAUGGCAAAAGAGACAAUUGAAUAUGUUGGAGGAAGGACUUGUGAAUCACCCAGUUGUGGGAUUUGGAGAAUCUGGUCGCAAAGCAAGUGAAAUGAGGAUUCUAUUGGCAAGAAUUGAAGAAUCUGAGUCAUUUGCACCUUCUGUGGGUGAACUUCAACGCAUAGAAUGUUUGAGAUCUCUAAGGGAGAUUGCCAUUGCACUUGCAGAGAGGCCAGCUCGUGGUGACUUAACUGGUGAAGUAUGUCAUUGGGCAGAUGGGUAUCAUUUGAAUGUCAGAUUAUAUGAGAAACUUCUUUCCAGCAUUUUUGAUGUUCUAGAUGAGGGGAAACUAACUGAGGAAGUGGAAGAAAUACUUGAACUUCUAAAGUCAACGUGGCGUAUCUUGGGAAUAACAGAGACUAUUCAUCACACUUGUUAUGCAUGGGUGCUAUUCCGCCAGUUUGUGAAAGCAAAAUUGCUGAGAACAACUUGGUUGGGAAUAUUUUACAUGUGCAUACCUACAUGA
Molecule: messenger RNA, 645 nt
Organism: Lactuca sativa (garden lettuce)
Lineage: Eukaryota; Viridiplantae; Streptophyta; Magnoliopsida; Asterales; Asteraceae
Source: RefSeq, a predicted model, not a curated record